AUGUCGCCGGCUGAGUCGUCCAGGGACGAAAAUGUCUACAUGGCUAAGCUUGCUGAGCAGGCCGAGCGGUACGAGGAGAUGGUCGAAUUCAUGGAGAAAGUUGUCAAGGCAGUGGAUGCAGAGGAGAUGACCGUGGAGGAGCGCAACCUCCUCUCUGUAGCCUACAAGAACGUCAUCGGUGCUCGUCGUGCUUCGUGGCGUAUCAUCUCCUCCAUCGAGCAGAAGGAAGAGAGCCGAGGCAAUGAGGAUCACGUCGCCACGAUCAAGGAGUACAGGGGGAAUAUCGAGACUGAACUUAGCAAGAUCUGCGACGGGAUCCUGAAACUGCUCGAGUCCCACCUCAUCCCCUCUGCCGGCGCCGCAGAGUCUAAGGUCUUCUAUCUCAAGAUGAAGGGAGACUAUCACAGGUUGGAAUAUGGCCAAUCCAGUAGAAGGCCCUCAUGGUGGCGGUUUCAGAUUCCGCCCGCUGAAGCUGUUCUAAUCUUUCCAGGUACCUCGCUGAAUUCAAGACUGGCGCUGAUAGGAAGGAGGCCGCUGAGAACACUCUUCUGGCGUACAAAUCUGCCCAGGUGGACCCUUUUGCACGAAUUUGUUUAUUUGCUACUCCCAGACUUUCUGAUUCUGUAUCGGUGGGUAUGUUGCCCUCUCUAACGUUCUUUUUAAAUGAUUGAAGGACAUCGCGUUAGCUGACCUUGCGCCUACGCAUCCCAUCAGACUUGGGCUUGCACUGAACUUCUCUGUUUUCUAUUAUGAGAUUCUGAACUCGUCUGAUCGUGCCUGUAGUCUUGCAAAGCAAGUAAGUGUUGUCAUUUCUCUUCUCCAAACAAAUAAGUCGCGUAAUUAUGAAAGAAUUACAAUAUUUUCUUGUUGAUUAUAAGUUUCUGUCAUGAUGUUUCAUUGCCAUGCUAGAUUCGUGCUUAUGUCUACUACCUCGUGAUUCUAGCAGUUGGGCCAUCCCUUGAUUUUAUGGUCUUUUUUUGCCAUUAGACCCAUUUUUUUGUAUCUUCUGUAUCUCAAAUUUUAUUCUUCUUUGCCCAUUGGAUAUAUUUUCCUGGUAAAUGUACCGAAAAUAGACAUAUUUUCAUAGAUUCCAUUUUUUUGGUAUGAAAGAAAAUAAAUUUCGUUUUAUUAACAACUUUGAGUAAAAUUUGUAUGAAAUGAGCUGUUUGCAGUCAUAUUUGUACCAGAUAGGGGAUUCUUCUCUACCAACCUAUUUCUCAAAUCUUAUGCCACUUGUUCUCUUAAGGAUACUACUACUAUUUGGACGACUGGUCCAUAUAACGUCCCAAAAUGCGUUUUCAAGAUUCCAAGAAGCCAGAGGAACAUUAUUGGGCCCAAUUUUUUUUAUUCAUGUUUGUUUGUUGUUGAAUCGUUGGAAAGCUUUUCUCUUAGUUUCUUACUUGUUACAAUUUUCAGGGUCAAUUUUUUCAUCUAAUAUGAGCUAUCACCAUUUGGUGCGAUCUUCAUCUAAUCAAUAAACUUAUGCGAUAAAAUCAAUUAUGUUCAUGACUGACAUCAAACAAGUGUUGCAUCGUCCUGUGGUACUGAAUACUUUGUUCUCUGCUGGUGCAACGUGAUAAAUAUUGCUACGGUUUCUUUUGACGUUUCCGGUUGUAAAAUUAGUUUAUUUUCUGGUCACCCUUUCUGGGUAGGCUUUUAGCGGAAAUGUUGAGCAUUUUUGUUUACAUUUGUCAUCAUUACAGUCUAUAUGGCGUUGUCGGGCUGUUUCUAUGUGUAAUGACAGCAAUUACGUUUUACUAGGUAAAUGCUCAGUUUAGCCUAGUAUAGCUAAAUUAUUUGUUACGAUGAGUAUCCAGUUUGUGAAGGAUACUUCUCAGGCAUUUGGAAAACAAUAUGAUUGAAAUGAUUGUCAAGUGAAAAUGCUGUGAUUUCCCAUCAUCUCCUCUCUUAGUUUCUCCCAUUUGCUCCAUUAAGAAUAACUUCUCGGGGAAGACUCUUAUUUUUUAAGGUUUUCAUCAGGCCUGCCUAUUUAGUUAUUUUUUAUGCUCUUUUGAACAUCGCAUGCUUUGUUUUUUUUGCGACGAUGAACUUUUGAUUUGACAUUUUUCACCCCCAUGCUUUGUUAUAAUAACUAAACCCCCCAAAACGUCAUGCCAUUGUGUUUUUCAGUGGUUUUUAUAGUGAGGAAUUCAACUGUUGAGUUUUUAAUAGUGAGGCAUUGAAAGCAUAUAAGAUUGCUAAUUUCCGAAGUGAUCCCUGCCAGUUGACUUCAGGGGGUGGGAACAUUGAAAAGAAAAUAGAAAAAAAAAAGGAAAAAAAAAACUCUCAAGAAACGCUUGUGUGUUUCCAAGAUUUCCCUCCUAUUGGGACUUGACACUUGGCCCUUCGUCAUUUGUUUAGAAUAGCUGUAAUCAGUAGAGCUUGGUUCUAGACGAAAAUAAACCUACCAUGGAGAUUUGUGCUUGAUGGGUUGAACUCCUUGGCCUGGCCUUGAAGCAAACCUCAAUGGAGGUCAACCCAAUGAAUGGACCCCAAAGGAAAUGGUGUCUGCUGGCUGUGAUCCCCUUGUAUUAAGAGUCUCAUUCUAUGUGAUUUCUGAUAGUUCAGUCAACAUAGUUCCUUUCUCCUCCCCGAGAUUUACCUCAGCUGCUGUCUGUGCAGGCCUUUGACGAGGCUAUCUCAGAGCUCGACACUCUGGGGGAGGAGUCUUAUAAGGAUAGCACAUUGAUCAUGCAGCUCCUCAGGGACAACCUAACCCUCUGGAGUUCCGACAUAACGGUUGGUUUUCCUCCGGCUCAUCCACAUCCGUUGACUCUUAUGCCACGUGGCCAUGGUGGGUUGACGAUUCCUAAGUUGCUUCCAGGACGACGUGGGGGACGAGAUCAAAGAGGCACCGAAGCGCGAGCCCGGGGAUGGCGGCCAGUGA
This is a messenger RNA of Spirodela intermedia, 2887 nucleotides long. The record is from the annotation of a GenBank genome assembly. Lineage: Eukaryota; Viridiplantae; Streptophyta; Magnoliopsida; Alismatales; Araceae.